AAACACAUCUCCUUCCUGCCUGCGCUGCUCGGCGGGCCGCCGGUGGGCUUGCGUUAGAAGAGAAAGAUUUGUCGUUUUGAAGCCGCUUCUGCUUCAUAUUAGUGAAUAAAUCUUCACUAUGGGCAAGAAGGAAGAGGAAGAGGUUAUUAGGAUCGCGAAGAAAAUCGACAAAUUGGCGCAGAAGAAAAACGGGUCAGGGGCUUUGGAUCUUCUCAAAGAACUGAAGAAUGUGCCCAUGACUUUGGAGCUGCUUCAGUCGACCCGGAUCGGGAUGUCUGUGAACGCUAUCCGCAAGCAAAGCACAGACGAGGAAGUGACAUCACUGGCCAAAUCUCUUAUCAAGUCCUGGAAGAAGCUUCUGGAUGAGCCGGCUGGUGGAGACAAACCCUCUGAGGAGAAAAAGAAGGAGUCUGCAGCACCAGUCAUGUCCCAGUCACAGGGUAGCCCUGAGCCCAGAGAGGAAAGCUCCAGCAGUAAUUCAAGCAGUAAGAGCGAGGCAGUUGAUAUGAUGCCCACCACCCACACAUCCACGUUCCCUCGAGCACCAGGAACGUCCGACUCGGUGCGCCUUAAGUGCAGGGAAAUGCUGUCCAAUGCUCUGCAGACCGGAGAUGACCACAUCACCAUCGGGUCCGACUGCGAUGAACUCGGAGCCCAGAUCGAGGAAUGCAUCUUCCUGGAGUUCAAGAACACCGACAUGAAAUAUAAGAACCGUGUCCGAAGCCGAAUUUCGAACCUUAAGGAUAUGAAGAACCCCAACUUGAGGAGGAACGUCCUUUGCGGAAACGUACCUCCAGAUCGCAUUGCCAAGAUGACUGCAGAGGAAAUGGCCAGUGAUGAGCUGAAGGAGAUGCGCAAGAAUAUGACCAAAGAAGCUAUCAGGGACCACCAGAUGGCCAAGACUGGAGGAACUGUAACUGACCUGUUCACUUGCGGGAGAUGCAAAAAGAAUAAGUGUACCUACACACAGGUUCAGACUAGAAGUGCUGACGAGCCCAUGACCACAUUUGUCUUCUGCAAUGAAUGCGGCAAUAGAUGGAAGUUCUGCUGAAGAAGGAGCAGGCGUGCAGAGGAGUGGCUAAACUUUUGGACCAUCACUUUGUAACAUCAGCUGAUAGGACCGUUUAGGUUUUUUGGCCUCCAUCGUACCACGACGGCUACAGACACCAUCAAUGUUUUUUAUCAUUGUUUUGGUGUGGAUCAAAACAAUGUCCUGUGUUUUAACUUGACGUAUAGCUAGGCUCAGCCGUUGGACUAUGAUCAGUGUCGUUUCCUUGUUUGUUCGUUUGUCUUUUUUUUUUUUUUCCUCCCUUUUAACAUCAGGUUUUUAUAUGUAGUUUAAUGGAGGUAUUUUUGACCACAUUCACAUGUAGAAAAUUUUACCUUGCUUUUACCUGGGUAAAGGAACUUACCUGUAGUUAGGCUAUCUGAUUUUCUUAGGUUUCACCUGAUACAUUAAAAAAUAUUGAAUUUGAAAUGUUGCUUUUCUGCUAGCCUGACACAAGAUAGACGUAAGAAGACCCUUCCCACUUUUAUUCAUAUUUAUAUGCAUGAUUGGCAAAUUUCUACUGUGUACAUUUUUUUUUCUUUUAAGAAGUAAAACAUUUUUCCAAGACUUACAA
This is a messenger RNA of Hemibagrus wyckioides, 1622 nucleotides long. RefSeq names its product transcription elongation factor A (SII), 1 (gene tcea1). NCBI's taxonomy places the organism in Eukaryota, Metazoa, Chordata, Actinopteri, Siluriformes, Bagridae. The record is from RefSeq and is a predicted model, not a curated record. The transcript is spliced from 10 exons. Gene Ontology annotation, biological process: DNA-templated transcription; positive regulation of transcription by RNA polymerase II; transcription elongation by RNA polymerase II. Gene Ontology annotation, cellular component: nucleus. Gene Ontology annotation, molecular function: zinc ion binding; nucleic acid binding. The coding region runs from base 119 to 1051 and encodes 310 amino acids.